Molecule: messenger RNA, 267 nt
Organism: Cadophora gregata
Lineage: Eukaryota; Fungi; Ascomycota; Leotiomycetes; Helotiales; Ploettnerulaceae
Exons: 1
Coding region: 1-267 (88 amino acids)
Source: RefSeq, a predicted model, not a curated record
AUGACGGCAGCGUAUGACGAUAUUUUUCACAAUGGUGUCUUCGGCCAACAUACGGCCACGAAACAUGUGCGCGGUUAUGCCUAUCCUGAAGAUCUUCCACGACAGCAGCCAGCCGUGCCUGCCGAUGUUCAGGAGGCUGAUGGACUUGGGCAGGCUGGGAGCAACGACUACUUCGGCUCGAGCAUAAAGUCUGUGUUCAUCCCACUGCUUGCGGCGACAUGUAUUCCAAAGCUCGCCGCACUUGUAGCAGAACUGGGCACCACAUAG